Molecule: messenger RNA, 698 nt
Organism: Drosophila innubila
Lineage: Eukaryota; Metazoa; Arthropoda; Insecta; Diptera; Drosophilidae
Gene: Alg14
Product: UDP-N-acetylglucosamine transferase subunit ALG14 homolog
Exons: 1
Coding region: 53-649 (198 amino acids)
Biological process (GO): dolichol-linked oligosaccharide biosynthetic process
Cellular component (GO): UDP-N-acetylglucosamine transferase complex
Source: RefSeq, a predicted model, not a curated record
CGUAAACAAAAGUUAAUUUGCAAAUUACUUAAUAUUUGUAAGAGCGACAAAUAUGAACAAUGGACCAACAACACCCGAAACCAAAACUAAAUAUCCAACCUAUGUAAUACUUGGCUCUGGUGGCCACACAGCCGAAAUGUGUAAAAUCAAUCAAGCGCUACUGCUGCAACCGAGCGUUGGUGAGAAUUACCAACCAAUACGUUACAUUGUGGCCAACAGCGAUGUCACCUCACGGGAUCAACUGAGCGCCACAUUGCCCGCAUGGACAAUGGACAUAGAUGUGCAAUACAUUAGUGUGCCGCGCAGUCGGAGCGUUGGCCAAAACUGGCUGAGCACCAUAUUUAGCACGCUAUGGGCACUGCUGUGGAGCUGUUGGCUCGUUUGGCGCGACAAGCCGCAAUUGGUGCUCUGCAAUGGCCCCGGCACCUGUGUGCCCUUCUGCUACGCCGCAUACCUUUGGCGUCUACUGGGCCGACUGCCCGCCCACACCAAGAUUGUCUUUGUCGAGAGCUAUUGUCGCGUCGAGACAUUAUCGCUGAGCGGACGCCUGUUGCUGCCACUGGCCGAUAUGUUUGUGGUACAUUGGCCGGCCCUUGCCACACGCUAUGCCCACAAACCCAAUCUUCGCUAUUUCGGCAGGAUAUUAUAAAGUAAAUGAGUAAAUUAAUAAAGAAUGUAAAUAUGUGUGUACAUAAUAA